Molecule: messenger RNA, 144 nt
Organism: Aspergillus niger
Lineage: Eukaryota; Fungi; Ascomycota; Eurotiomycetes; Eurotiales; Aspergillaceae
Exons: 3
Coding region: 1-144 (47 amino acids)
Source: RefSeq, a predicted model, not a curated record
AUGACGUCUAAGAUAUUGAAAAGAUCUGCAGAAGAAUGGGGGGGAUCUUAUGAGCGAAAAAGACGUCCUUCUUUUGUAUUCAAUGGUUGGCUGUUUAUUCACUCAGUAUCAGAUGGAACAAGCCGUGCAGGUCUGACAUCAUAA